AUGGCAGGGCUGCUUAGUUUGGGGAAAACUCUUCUUGCCCCUCCAGCGCGUGUACUGUCUCAGUACCCUGCUCACUGGGACCCGCCAUUUCCUGCCCAUCUGUUCGACUCGACAGUUCUUCCAGUGCUCUGUUAUGCAGCGGAGACGUCGAUUCUUCUCAUAAUGUGGCUGGGCCAUCUAUGCUUUGUUUUCGAAAUGUAUUCUGCCGGGUCGCGAAGAUGGGACACCGCUGCGAGAUCUAGGAACUACCCACAAAUCCCUCGAGAGAUGCCUUCUGAAGUUUAA
Molecule: messenger RNA, 285 nt
Organism: Necator americanus (New World hookworm)
Lineage: Eukaryota; Metazoa; Nematoda; Chromadorea; Rhabditida; Ancylostomatidae
Exons: 1
Coding region: 1-285 (94 amino acids)
Source: RefSeq, a predicted model, not a curated record